Uloborus diversus is the source of this 759-nucleotide messenger RNA. RefSeq names its product golgin-45-like. Gene Ontology annotation, cellular component: Golgi membrane. The transcript is spliced from 3 exons. The record is from RefSeq and is a predicted model, not a curated record. NCBI's taxonomy places the organism in Eukaryota, Metazoa, Arthropoda, Arachnida, Araneae, Uloboridae. Gene Ontology annotation, biological process: Golgi organization; Golgi to plasma membrane protein transport. The coding region runs from base 1 to 759 and encodes 252 amino acids.
AUGGAGAACACUAUCUUCAAUGAAAGAGAAAAAAGUGGCAAUUUAUCUACACUUCCAAAGUGCUAUGAUACCAACUUCAAUCAGUCUGGUAAAAGAAAAGAACCUAAGUUUAUUCCUUAUGAACCAUACAAGGCAGCUACAUCACCUAUUGUUCCGACAAUGAGGACCUGCGAGAAGACGUUAAGCUCAAAAUGUGUUAUAGAUUCACAAAAAGUGAAUUCUCUUGCAUCCAGUAUUAUAAAGUUUAAUUCUUGUGGUAAAAAAGAUGAGAUUUUAAAGUUACCAAAAACUGCUGAAAAUGAAUCUGAUAUCAAGGAAGAAUGUUGUCUGAAGCAUCUCUCAAAAAUUGACGCUUUGGAAACUAAAGUUAAGGAGCUUGAGAAGGAUAAAAAAGAUCUUGAAUCUCAAUUUAAUAUACAAGUUAAAGUUAAUGCUGAUUUAAAGAAAAUGUUAAUUGCAUCACUGGGUGAAGAUAUGGAACUAAAAGUGUCUUACAUGACUGAAGAUAAAGCAAGACUUGGGAUGAAUGUGUUGGAAUUUUCUGAAGAAGUAAGAGAAAAGAAUGAGGCAAUAGACAGGCUAUCUGUGGAGCGUGAUGUAUGGAAAACUAAGUUUGAAGCCAGCAGUGUCAUGGUGAAUGAACUUGCCGCAUGGAAGAAAUCUAUAUCCCAAAAACUUAAUGAAGCAGCUAGAUCACUUAAUUUCCUUUUAAAAGAACAUGACACAUUGUUCAGCCAGGUGCAAUCAUGCUAUUGGUGA